Arvicanthis niloticus (Nile rat) is the source of this 3438-nucleotide messenger RNA. The record is from RefSeq and is a predicted model, not a curated record. Lineage: Eukaryota; Metazoa; Chordata; Mammalia; Rodentia; Muridae.
AAGGCGAAAGGGAGAGAGUGUGUCUGGGGGAAGGGACGCAAAGCGCAGUGGAUCCGGGACCCAGGGAGGGCCGCCCCCCGGGCCUGGUGGCAUUAAACAGGACCCCUCAGCCCCCACCUCUUGCCCCACGACAUGAACCUACUCUACCGAAAAACCAAGCUGGAGUGGAGACAGCACAAAGAAGAGGAGGCCAAAAGGAGCUCCAGUAAGGAAGCAGCCCCCACAGGCCCUGUGGGGCCUGGGGCUGUCCCAGGGCCUGGGGUUCGAGUGCGGGACAUUGCCUCGCUUCGACGGUCCCUCAGGAUGGGUUUCAUGACAAUGCCCGCGUCCCAGGAACACACCCCACACCCGUGCCGCAGCGCCAUGGCCCCUCGCUCUCUCUCCUGCCACUCGGUGGGCAGCAUGGACAGUGUAGGCGGUGGGCCUGGAGGAGGUGGAGGAGGGUUCACGGAGGACAGUAGCGGCCGGAGACCCCCAGCUAAGCCCCGGAGACAUCCCAGCACAAAGCUCAGCAUGGCAGGGGCAGGGGCAGAGACACCGCCAAGUAAGAAAGCAGGCUCCCAGAAGCCAACCCCUGAGUGCCGUGAGUCCAGCCGGAAGGUUCCGCCACAGAAACCCAGGCGAAGCCCCAAUACCCAGCUGUCUGUGUCCUUCGAUGAAUCUUGUGCCCCAGCCCCAUCUCCUCGAGGGGCGAACCUGCCCCUGCAACGCCUCAGUAGGGCUUCUCGAGUAACUGGAGACCUGGAUUCAGGUGCCCAGGAAGAAGAGCCCGUGUACAUAGAGAUGGUAGGGGAUGUAUUUCGUGGAGGAGGACGAAGUGGAGGCAGCCUGACAGGACCUCCUCUUGGAAGUGGAGGCCCAACCCCUCCAGCUGCUGCCGAUUCGGACUCUGAAGACAGUGAGGCUAUAUAUGAAGAGAUGAAAUACCCCUUGCCUGAAGAGGCAGGAGACGGCAGGGCCAAUGGGCCUCCUCCAUUGAUGGCACCUUCCCCUCCACAACAGCCCCAUGUCCUCCAGCCUCACCCGCACCCCCAUCGCCGUCCAGCUUCAGCCCUUCCAAGCCGGAGGGAUGGGACCCCCACCAAGACCACUCCUUGUGAAAUACCCCCACCCUUUCCCAACCUUCUUCAGCACCGGCCUCCACUUCUGGCCUUCCCUCAAGCCAAGUCUGCUUCGCGAGCCCCUGGCGAUGGGGUCUCAAGGCUACCGGUCCUCUGCCACUCCAAGGAGCCAGCCGGUUCCACCCCAGCUCCCCAAGUGCCUGCACGAGAGCGGGAGACGCCUCCCCUGCCGCCUCCGCCUCCUGCUGCCAACCUGCUAUUGCUGGGACCAUCAGGCCGAGCCCGGAGUCACUCAACACCGUUGCCACCCCAGGGCUCUGGCCAGACCCGGGGAGAGCGAGAGCUCCCCAACUCUCACAGCAUGAUCUGCCCUAAGGCAGCAGGGGUACCGGCAGCCCACCCUGCUCCAGCUGCCUUGCUCCCCGGACCCCCUAAGGACAAGGCAGUGUCAUACACUAUGGUGUAUUCUGCGGUAAAAGUGACCACACACUCGGUCCUGCCAGCUGGUCCACCCCUGGGUGUUGGAGAGCCAAAGACGGAGGAGAUCUCAGUCCUUCAUGGAAUGCUGUGUGCCAGUUCGAGGCCCCCUGUCCCAGGGAAAUCCAGCCCCCAUAGCGGGGCUAUGGGUUCAGCAGCUGGGGUCCUCCACCACCGCAGCUGCCUGGCCUCCCCCCACAGCCUUCCGGAUCCAACUGCAGGUCCCCUGACCCCCCUCUGGACCUACCCAGCCUCAGCAGCUGGGCUCAAGAGACCCCCUGCCUAUGACAGUCUCAAGGCUGGGGGGGUGCUGAAUAAGGGCUGUGGAAUGGGGGCACCAUCCCCCAUGGUCAAGAUCCAGCUGCAAGAGCAAGGGACUGAUGGGGGUGCCUUUGCCAGCAUCUCCUGUGCCCACGUCAUCGCCAGUGCUGGGACGCCAGAAGAGGAAGAGAUGGGUGCCACAUUUGGAGCAGGCUGGGCUCUGCAGAGGAAGGUCCUGUAUGGAGGACGGAAGGCAAAAGAAGUGGACAAAGAGGAUGGUGCCCGGGCCUGGAAUGGCAGUACAGAAGGUCCAGGCAAAGUCGAGCAUGAGGACAGGGGCCCUGUGGCAUCAGGGAUUCCUGUGAGGAGCCAGGGCGCAGAGGGUCUGCUGGCCAGGAUCCACCAUGAUCGAGGAGGGAGCCGCACAGCGCUGCCCGUUCCUUGCCAGACUUUCCCAGCCUGCCACCGGAAUGGAGAUUUUACAGGAGGGUACCGCCUGGGCCGUUCUGCCUCCACCUCUGGGGUCCGUCAGGCUGCACUCCACACUCCGCGGCCCUGCAGCCAGCCCAGGGACGCCCUGAGCCAGACCCACCCUGUGCUGCCCCUGCCCCUGCCGCCCCAGCCGGCCCGGGAGCGAGACGGCAAACUCCUAGAGGUGAUCGAACGUAAACGCUGCGUGUGCAAGGAGAUCAAGGCACGCCACCGUCCCGACCGGGGGCUCUGCAAGCAAGAGAGCAUGCCCAUCCUCCCCAGCUGGCGGCGGGGCCCUGAACCCCGCAAAUCUGGUACCCCGCCCUGCCGGCGGCAGCACACGGUCCUCUGGGACACUGCCAUCUGAGGAAUACAGGGAGGCUGGGACGCCUGGAUUGGGAGGGGAGGAGCCUGCCCAGGCCUCCUUGAGACUUGAGAGGUGGAGGAAGUACGAGAAAGGGUUCCUACUGGGCCCAUCGUGGGGGCUUGGGGUGGCAGCAGCAGCCCAAGCAAUUUGGGGGAGGAGGAGGGUUUGCUUGAUGUUGGAAGGAAGGGUCUAAGUGUGUAGACUCUCGAAGUGAAGGCCAAGAUGGAGAUCUCCAUGGGGAAAGGAGGGGAGGGUUUGGAAGAAGCUGGGGUUGGGGCAUAUAGGAGAUUGACUGGAGUAACAGGGAAACUCGCUCUUUUAUUGAGAGCCGGGGGAGUGGGGAAGGGUAUUUAUUUUGCUAUUUAUUUUAGUCUGGAGGGCAAUUCUGGGCCCUUCUGACCUACUCCUGAGCAGGAGGUGGAGAACCAAGGCUAAAUUUGCACUCUCCCCAAGGCCAGCGCCUAAAGACCUCUGCCAUCCCUGCCCCGCCAAAGGGGCGGAGGGAUGUGGCUGCUUCCGGGGCAGAGUCAAAAGGCAGAGAGGCCCAGACAGUGACAGUAUUUAUAGUUUUCCCAGAAUUUGGUAGUGAGUGUGGUCUGCUGUAAAACAGGCAUUUUAUUUAGUUCUGGGGUAAGGGUCUAGCCAGGGAUGGGUGGGGUGUUCAGGGAAGACGGAGUACUUAAGUGGGUGGAGGGAGGAGCGGGGUAUUUAUUUAAAUUAAAAAAAAAAAAAAGAGCUGUCAGGAACUUUUUUUAAAUUCCUUUCUUUUCAGAAUAAUAUAUUAAAAGACUCAUGAUCCUA